Messenger RNA from Cyprinodon variegatus (sheepshead minnow), 802 nucleotides. RefSeq names its product ras-related C3 botulinum toxin substrate 2 (rho family, small GTP binding protein Rac2) (gene rac2). Gene Ontology annotation, molecular function: GTPase activity; GTP binding. The coding region runs from base 113 to 691 and encodes 192 amino acids. NCBI's taxonomy places the organism in Eukaryota, Metazoa, Chordata, Actinopteri, Cyprinodontiformes, Cyprinodontidae. The transcript has 7 exons. The record is from RefSeq and is a predicted model, not a curated record. Gene Ontology annotation, biological process: small GTPase-mediated signal transduction.
AGGGAGGUGUGCAACAAUUUCCUGUAGUUGCAUGCUGAUCUGAGUCUUUCAACCUUCCUCUCUAAGCUUGCUUGUCACAUAGAGGAGCACAGACGAAGCUGAGCGGAACAGGAUGCAGGCGAUCAAAUGUGUGGUCGUAGGAGAUGGAGCUGUGGGUAAAACAUGUCUUCUCAUCAGCUAUACAACCAAUGCCUUCCCUGGGGAAUACAUUCCCACUGUCUUUGACAAUUACUCGGCUAAUGUCAUGGUGGACAGCAAGCCAGUAAACUUGGGCCUCUGGGAUACAGCAGGACAGGAAGAUUACGACAGGCUUCGCCCGCUGUCAUACCCCCAGACGGAUGUCUUCCUUAUCUGUUUUUCGCUGGUGAGCCCAGCAUCCUAUGAGAACGUCAGAGCAAAGUGGUACCCAGAGGUUCGUCAUCACUGCCCAUCCACUCCCAUCAUUCUGGUGGGCACCAAGCUGGAUCUGAGAGAUGAGAAGGACACCAUUGAGAAGCUGAAGGAAAAGAAGCUGGCACCCAUCACUUAUCCACAGGGUCUGGCUCUGGCUAAAGAGAUAGAUGCUGUUAAAUACCUGGAGUGUUCGGCCUUGACUCAGCGUGGCUUGAAAACGGUGUUUGAUGAGGCCAUCCGGGCUGUGCUCUGCCCUCAGCCUGCCAAGGUCAAGAAGAAGCCCUGUUCACUCCUGUAAAAGGACCAGAGAAGAGCAACGCCACAUUCAGACUCUUGACUCUGCCUUAAGAGAAGAUUUCAAAGUUUUUUUUGACCAGCGUUUCUUAUAAAUUUCCACUGUAAUUGUAAA